AUGGCAUGGAUGACGGUGACCUUCGGCGGCAUUCAAGGUCUGGGAAUUGGUGUUAUUACAUCGACGUAUAGUAUACUCCUUGCUCUGUAUUUUGACAAGUACAGAGGCUUAACGUCGGGAAUGAAGUUUGCUGGAGGAUCAUUGGGCGGUCUGGUUUUCCCCCAGUUUCUUCUCUACUUAAAAAAUGAGUACGCCUUUCGUGGUACGCUUCUAAUCUUCGGAGGCAUCACUAUGCACCUUUCGGCCAUCGGUAUUUUGGUCAAGGAACCACCGUGGACGUCCUUGAAGAAAAACGAUGAGGGUGCGCGGAAUGCAACUGAGGAAGGUUCGCCGAAAAUACAGAAAAUCUCGGCUGAUUCCGAACAACUACAGCAAGCUUCAACGACCCCUGCCGAAAAGCAAGUCAAGAAACAUCGUCCGGCACUGAGACUGUUACUGAAUCCCAUGCUUUGCGUUGUUAUUACACUGGUAGUGUUGACAGAUUUUACAGGAACUGCGUUUGUCACCACUCUGGUAGACUACGCACUAGACAAAGGUUUGUCGAUUGAAGAUGCAGAAUCCCUCAUCAUGUACGGGUCUUGCAGCCAACUUAUUGGGCGGUUGUUCCUUCCCCUUAUGGCGGACAGGAGGUGCUUUCGACGUAGCACCUUAGUUAUGGCGAGCUUUUUUAUAUGGGGAUGUUCAGUGAUUGCGAUGUCGUAUGACACGCUUCGUGUGCACAUAAUUCUUCUGUGCUUGAGCGUGUACCUCGUCUACGGAUGUCUGCAACCUAUGAGGAGCGUCCUCAUGGCGGACUACAUCGGUGUCCAAUGGAUCUCAACAUGCUACGGGUUCUCAGCGUUUUUCUUGCUGCCUCUCACUUUUUGCAGUCCAUCAAUAACAGGUUUUUUUAGGGACUUUCACGGAAGUUACGACGGCCUGUACAUGCUUCAUGGCGGAAUACAGCUGGCAGCUUCGGCCCUUUUCCUCGCUGUUGUCUGUGUUGAAAGAAGGAACACAAAAGCAUGGACGCUAAGCGACACAAUCUGA
Messenger RNA from Ixodes scapularis (black-legged tick), 1029 nucleotides. RefSeq names its product monocarboxylate transporter 12-B-like. Bases 1 to 1029 code for a protein of 342 amino acids. Gene Ontology annotation, biological process: transmembrane transport. Lineage: Eukaryota; Metazoa; Arthropoda; Arachnida; Ixodida; Ixodidae. The record is from RefSeq and is a predicted model, not a curated record. The transcript has 3 exons. Gene Ontology annotation, molecular function: monocarboxylic acid transmembrane transporter activity.